This is a messenger RNA of Calypte anna (Anna's hummingbird), 2245 nucleotides long. It is a transcript of the gene MAP2K4, whose product is annotated as mitogen-activated protein kinase kinase 4. The record is from RefSeq and is a predicted model, not a curated record. NCBI's taxonomy places the organism in Eukaryota, Metazoa, Chordata, Aves, Apodiformes, Trochilidae. Gene Ontology annotation, biological process: MAPK cascade; protein phosphorylation. Bases 129 to 1409 code for a protein of 426 amino acids. The transcript is spliced from 12 exons. Gene Ontology annotation, molecular function: JUN kinase kinase activity; ATP binding.
CCCGGGGGCGGACGGGGCGGCAGCGGCGGCGGCGGCUGCUGCUAUACGGCGGCGGGGCUCUAGGUGUCCUGCCUGGGAGGGUCCCUGCUGCAUUGCAGCCGCCGCGCUGCUCCCGCUCCGCGCACACAAUGGCGACUCCCAGCCCCAGCAGCGGCUCCGGCGCGGGCGGCGGGAGCGGGCCGGGCGCGGGCGGCCCGCAGGCGCACGCCGUCGCCGGCAGCAUGCAGGGUAAACGCAAAGCGCUGAAGUUAAAUUUUGCAAAUCCACCUUUCAAGUCCACAGCAAGAUUUACUCUAAACACUUCUGGAGUUCCGUUCCAGAAUCCACACAUUGAUACACAAGCAACCCUGGGUAGUAAUCACAUUGUACCGUUCAGUUUCAAAAGGAGAGAAGCGGACCUCAUCCAGAAACUUUCCAGCAGGCUACAAGAGAGACUGAGAACACACAGCAUUGAAUCAUCAGGAAAAUUGAAGAUUUCCCCUGAACAACAUUGGGAUUUUACAGCAGAGGACUUGAAAGACCUUGGAGAAAUUGGACGAGGCGCUUAUGGUUCUGUCAACAAAAUGGUCCACAAACCAAGUGGGCAAAUUAUGGCAGUUAAAAGAAUUCGGUCGACAGUGGAUGAAAAGGAACAGAAGCAGCUUCUGAUGGACCUUGAUGUAGUAAUGCGAAGCAGUGACUGCCCGUACAUUGUUCAGUUUUAUGGCGCGCUCUUCAGAGAGGGUGACUGUUGGAUCUGUAUGGAGCUCAUGUCUACCUCGUUUGAUAAGUUUUACAAAUAUGUAUAUAGUGUAUUAGAUGAUGUUAUUCCAGAAGAAAUCCUAGGCAAAAUCACUUUAGCUACUGUGAAAGCACUAAACCACUUAAAAGAAAACUUGAAAAUCAUUCACAGAGACAUCAAACCUUCCAAUAUUCUUCUGGACAGAAAUGGAAAUAUUAAACUCUGUGACUUCGGCAUUAGUGGACAGCUUGUGGACUCCAUUGCCAAAACACGGGAUGCGGGGUGCCGGCCGUACAUGGCGCCUGAGAGGAUAGAUCCCAGUGCAUCCAGGCAAGGCUACGAUGUCCGCUCAGACGUCUGGAGUUUGGGAAUUACAUUGUAUGAGCUGGCCACAGGGCGAUUCCCAUACCCCAAGUGGAACAGUGUGUUUGACCAGUUGACACAAGUAGUAAAAGGAGACCCACCACAGCUGAGUAACUCUGAGGAAAGGGAAUUCUCCCCAAGUUUCAUCAACUUCGUCAACUUGUGCCUUACAAAGGACGAGUCCAAAAGGCCAAAGUAUAAAGAGCUUCUGAAACAUCCCUUCAUCCUGAUGUAUGAGGAACGCACAGUGGAUGUUGCAUGCUACGUUUGCAAAAUCCUCGAUCAAAUGCCAGCAACUCCCAGCUCUCCAAUGUACGUCGAUUGAUAUUGCUGCUACAUCAAACUCUAGAAAAAGGGCUGAGAGAAAACAAGCUGUAAAGAAUUUUCAUCACAUAUUGCAGUGUUUUUAAUGCUCGCCCAGACACCAUGUGCAAUAAUAUUGGUGUUAUUUCCAUCCUGUCCGUAUACUGUUGUCACAUAUAAAGUGCAUCCCUGUAAUAUCUGAUCACACAGUGUUAGUGUUGGUCAAAGAGAGACCUCAUCUUGCUCUUUUGUGGACAUAUUCAUGAAAUGUGGAAAUAAGUACAUAUAUUUGUUGACCGUGAUUGGAUAGCACCUAAAAUUCAUUUCUAGACUCAAAACUUGGAGACUUCUCAGCAGCUACUGGAAAGAUUUUUCUCUCAAACUCUUCCAAUUGUUGUUUCAAGUAAUAAUAAAAGCAAACAAACAGAAGUUAGGCGUUGUCUGUCUGAACUGUAAGAGACUUUGCCUGGAGGGAGAAGAACUUGCUUAACCAACGAGAUGCUUUGCCUUCUGAAGCUAGAAAGGCAAAGGAGAAUUUUAUUCUUCACAAAGUGCAAUAGAUUUACUGCUAUGAAAUUCUGUUGCUUUACAGUCGCAGUGUACUUUCUGGGGACGGUGUGCUCAGCUGAACUUCCUGUUAAAGAGAGAUCAUGUUAAAUAUAGUGAAUAUGUCUUUACCAAAAAUAUGUUGCAUUGAAGAGGCUAACAUUAAACUAUUCAGAGAUGGGAAAUAAUGUAUUCUUUCUCCUUUUACCAUACCAGCCACUCUUCACUCUUAACUAGGUGUCCUGUAACUUGUUACCUGGUAAGAUAAGAUCUUUGACCUGAAGAAUUAUUAAACUACUCAAUUGAAUUUAA